This is a messenger RNA of Drosophila grimshawi, 774 nucleotides long. RefSeq lists its product as uncharacterized. The record is from RefSeq and is a predicted model, not a curated record. The coding region runs from base 163 to 675 and encodes 170 amino acids. Lineage: Eukaryota; Metazoa; Arthropoda; Insecta; Diptera; Drosophilidae. The transcript has 3 exons.
AGUUUUGCAAUUGAGCUGAACGAUCAGUGAUCGCAGUAUUCAAGCACCGCUUAAUGUGUAAAUAAUUGUUGAGCUAGCGAGUCGAAACGUUCCCAUUUGCACUGACCUGACUGUAUAAAUAGGUCUUCAAAUAGGGAUAGUCUCUCCAAAUCCAUAUCGAAAAUGUUGCCGAAUUUUGUGAUAGUGCUCGUCAUUUGCACAAUGGCCUUUGACGUGGCCUUAGCUUGUAAUGGCUACAAGGCAAAGCUUGUGAAAUUGGAGAAUUGUGCCGGUCCGGAUGGCAUUAUCCAGUUGGAUGAGGACUUCAGUGUGAAGCUGAACAAGAAGUGCGAACUGGUGCCAACUGGCUGCUUUUCGAACAAGGCCUUCUCAACGGCUGUGUCCAAGUACAAGGUGCAAAAGGAUGGCAUUGUGAUGAAGGAGGGCAAAAUGGAUUUAUGCGCGAUGAUGGAUCAGGCGCCCAGUGAGGCCAAGGAUAUGUUGAAGGUAUUCGGUGCACCAUCCAAAUGCCCAGUUGCCGAGGAGAAGAUCUGUUCCAACGAUCACAGAGUCGAUCUGACCAAAUACAAGAACAUGUUGGGCAUAGCUCGGGGUCAUCUCAUCAUCGACAGUGAAAUCAAACAUGAUACUGGCAAGUCAUGUUUCCACGCUGAGGUCGAAAUCAUAAAGAAUUAAUAUCCUCCGAGAUCUGCUAUAUUAUAUUAUGAGUCUUGCAAAUUAGUUGUUCAUUUCUGGUGGCAAUAAAACAUAACGGUAAUGGAGUGCACAACACAA